Molecule: messenger RNA, 934 nt
Organism: Arabidopsis arenosa
Lineage: Eukaryota; Viridiplantae; Streptophyta; Magnoliopsida; Brassicales; Brassicaceae
Source: the annotation of a GenBank genome assembly
CUGUUUUCCUUUACUCUUCUUUCUUUUUUUCCUUAAUCAUCAUCAAAAAACUAGUCUUUUUUUUCUCCCUCUGAAUAUGGGGAAUUGUCAGGCGGUGAACGCGGCGGUUCUGGUUCUACAACAUCCCGGCGGGAAAAUCGACCGGUACUAUGGCUCUGUAUCCGUCAGCGAGGUCAUGGCUAUGUAUCCUGGUCACUACGUCUCUCUCAUCAUUCCCUUAACGGAGGAGGAAGAGAGGAAUAUUCCGGCGACGGUGAAGGGAGAUGAUAAGAAACAGAGGAAGGCUGUGAGAUUUACACGUGUUCAGCUUCUCCGGCCAACGGAGAAUCUCGUGCUGGGUCACGCUUACCGGCUCAUUACUUCACAAGAAGUGAUGAAGGUUUUACGGGAAAAGAAGAGCGCCAAGACGAAAAAGCAUCAGAUUGAGACGACGACCACGGUGAAGAAGUUGUCGGAGAAGAAAGUUCCGGAGAAGAAACAAGGGAAGCAAUUUCGUGUGAUAACGAAUUCAACUUCCCUUUUAAAGUCUAAAACAUGGAGGCCGUCUCUUCAGAGCAUCUCCGAAGCUACGAGCUGAAUGUUUUGGUUUUUGUUCGAGGGACGAGAAACAGUAUCUGGAUCUAGAGUUGAGAACCUGAUCUGAAACUGUACUGAAUAAACUUUGGUUUUGUUCCUUUUUUUUUUGCCUGGUUAUUACAGAGGAUGAACGGAUGAAGUGUAGAUCAAGAUGUGAAGAGAUAAGUACAGAGAAAGCUCAAGAGAGUCAGCAGAACAGAGCUUCUACUUCCUUUUUUUCUCUCUAUCGUCGAUGUAUAUAUUUUCGCAGAUGGAGAAAUCGAUGGAAGUUUGUAAGAAGUGUGGUUUUUUGUUGAUGUGAGAUUGAUUCAGAGGAAACAGAGCUUCUGAAUAUGAACAAUAAAGAGCUUUUAUUAUC